GCAGCAUUCGACACUAUGUCCUCCUCGGCGUCCAGUUGUCGUCAGCAGCCCCGGCCGCGACGCAUCACGCGCGCCGCGUCGCGCGCGGCCGCGGCCGCGCUCCUCUCCGACUCUCCCGGCGAGGUGGUCGCGCAUAUCCUCAAGCAGUGCGAGCCGCGCGACUUAGGCGCCCUCGCUUGCACGGCGCAGUGGCUGCACCCGCUGCUGGAGCUGGCGCUUCGGCUGCGCGCUGGGGAGAACGGGCACGCGCUCCCCAAGAAACUCCCGCUGGGCGACGACUCGUGCCACCGCCGCGUCCAGGUGCUGCUCUCGCUCGAGCGGCGGCGGGCGCAGCUCGGGCGCCGCACGAUUGCGGCGGGAAUGUCGCACUCGCUGUUCAUAUCGCCCGAGGGCACGCUGCUGUCGUGCGGGACAGAGUGGGACGUGGACGGCAACCCGACGCCUGGCCUCCUCGGCCACGGAGAGCUCGCCGAGGAGGAGCUGCCAGCAAAUUCGAUCCACGUUCCGACUCCCCUCCCCGGGCUCGCCAGCGUGCGCAUCCACUCCGUCGCCGCGGGCGUCUCGCUCUCGCUCGCAGUCACGUCUGAGGGCGAGGUGUACUCGUGGGGCCAGGGAAACAUGGGCCAGCUCGGCCACGGCACCUGGGCCAGCUCGCAGUCCACGCCGCGCCAGAUCACCGCCUUGGCCUCGGAGCGAGUCGUCGCCGUCGAGGCUGGUUUCAUCCACGCCCUCGCCCUCGCAGAGAGCGGCGCAGUCUAUUCGUGGGGCGCGGGCG
Messenger RNA from Emiliania huxleyi CCMP1516, 775 nucleotides. RefSeq names its product E3 ubiquitin ligase. The record is from RefSeq and is a predicted model, not a curated record. The transcript has 3 exons. NCBI's taxonomy places the organism in Eukaryota, Haptophyta, Isochrysidales, Noelaerhabdaceae. The annotation marks the transcript as partial.